Molecule: messenger RNA, 927 nt
Organism: Euleptes europaea (tarantolino)
Lineage: Eukaryota; Metazoa; Chordata; Lepidosauria; Squamata; Sphaerodactylidae
Product: olfactory receptor 5V1-like
Exons: 1
Coding region: 4-927 (307 amino acids)
Biological process (GO): G protein-coupled receptor signaling pathway
Cellular component (GO): membrane
Molecular function (GO): olfactory receptor activity; G protein-coupled receptor activity
Source: RefSeq, a predicted model, not a curated record
UUCAUGGAAAAUCAAACCCUAAUAACCGAGUUUAUCCUCCUGGGACUUUCCAGUGAUCCACGACUGCAGAUUUUUCUUUUCUUGAUCUUUCUAAUUAUGUAUUCAGUGACAUUAUUGGGAAAUCUGGCAAUCAUGCUGGUGAUCAGGAACGAGGCUGGCCUUCACACCCCCAUGUUCUUUUUUCUCAGUCAUUUGGCUUUUGUCGACAUCUGCUACUCAUCAGUCACUGUCCCUAAGAUGUUGGGAAAUCUUGUAACGAUGCAGAAAACUAUUUCCUGGGAAGGGUGCAUUGCACAGAUCUUCUUCUUUUUCCAGUCUGCUGGUGCCGAGGUUUUCAUUCUUGCGGCAAUGGCUUAUGACCGAUAUGUUGCCAUAUGUGACCCACUGCACUAUACUAUAGUCAUGAAAACAGAGAUAUGCAAACAACUGGUGGGUGGAGCCUGGACCAUGGGUUUCUUGUAUGCUUUGAUGAAUGCCCUGCCAUUGCUGAAUUUGCGUUUUUGUAGAAACAACACACUCAGCCACUAUAGCUGUGAAAUUCCUUCCCUCUUGCUCCUGUCUUGCAGUGAUACCCUAACCAACUAUGUUGUCCUUCUUGCCUCUAGUUUUGUCUUUGGUUUAACCUCCUUCAUCCCCACCCUCAUCUCUUAUAUUUACAUCAUCUCUACUGUCCUGAAGAUACGCACAGCAGAAGGUAGGAGGAAAGCCUUCUCCACCUGCAGCUCCCACCUCAUUGUUGUGGUUUUAUUCUAUGGGACUGGCUACUUUCGAUACCUGAGACCCAACACAUCAUCCUCAAUAGUUUUGGAUCAACUCGUUUCCAUCCAAUAUAGCAUCUCUACCCCCAUGCUAAAUCCCAUUAUCUAUAGUCUGAAAACCAAAGAAGUGAAGGAGGCCAUUAAAAAAAUGCUGAACAAAAUAUGUUGA